This is a messenger RNA of Anisakis simplex (herring worm), 495 nucleotides long. Lineage: Eukaryota; Metazoa; Nematoda; Chromadorea; Rhabditida; Anisakidae. The record is from the annotation of a GenBank genome assembly.
AUGUCAGUUGAUCGAGAAAUAGAUGACAUUCGUUUGACGAUUCAUGAGAUUCAUCGUGAACUCUACAAGAUCGAUGCACAUUUGGACGGUGCUGUUGAGAAGGUGGAUAGGGAGUUGAAUUAUUUCGAUGAUCAACUUCGAAACGUUGUACAAGAAGCAAAUCAAAUACGCUCACAAUUUGAGGAAACCAUUUCUUCUUUCCCAAAUCAACAAAUUUAUUUGGCUAUUUUGCUGGUUUUGGAUGUAUUGAUAUGGUUAAUUGUUGGUUAUUUAAUCUACAAAGUGAUGAUUGCAUGGAAGCAUCGCCAUCGAGCUGCUGAGAAAUUUAUGAUGAAAAUCUCUGGUCAUCCAUCAAAGAAAAUUGUCGUCAAUCCAAAAAAUGAUCCCAAUUAUGUCGUCUGGAAACAACCGCAACCUGAUAACCCACCUUUAUACGACGCACUACCAACUAACGGAUUACUUCCGAUGUAUUCGAGGAUUAACGAUAAAGGUUAG